Molecule: messenger RNA, 911 nt
Organism: Drosophila subpulchrella
Lineage: Eukaryota; Metazoa; Arthropoda; Insecta; Diptera; Drosophilidae
Product: elongation of very long chain fatty acids protein F-like
Exons: 2
Coding region: 46-840 (264 amino acids)
Biological process (GO): very long-chain fatty acid biosynthetic process; sphingolipid biosynthetic process; fatty acid elongation, saturated fatty acid
Cellular component (GO): endoplasmic reticulum membrane
Molecular function (GO): fatty acid elongase activity
Source: RefSeq, a predicted model, not a curated record
CAAAACAUUACCUCGAGUGGAAGCGGGUUGACGAAGCUUUUAAGAAUGGCAGAUAUUCUCAACGGAACCUUGCUCAUUUCGGAAGAUCCUGUCCAGCUGCCACUCAUUGGCAGUCCCUGGCCAGCCUUGACCAUUAUCUCCCUCUAUCUGCUUUUCGUCCUGAAGGUGGGCAGAAAGAUAAUGGAGGACCGAAAGCCUUUCGAUCUUCGAGGAGUGAUCAAGGUCUACAAUAUAUUUCAGAUCCUGUACAACAGCGUAAUUCUUAUAGGCGGACUUCACUUUUUGUUCGUUCUGAAGGCGUACGACCUGAGUUGCAUCAUCACUCUGCCGCUGGAUCACGAGUACAAGAACAGGGAGAGAUUUCUUACCUACGCGUAUUUCAUAAACAAAUUCAUGGAUCUCAUGGAGACGUUCUUCUUCGUGCUGCGAAAGAAGGAUCGGCAGAUAUCGUUUCUGCACGUCAUCCACCAUUUGGUAAUGUCUCUCGGCGGAUACGUCCACAUUACCUACAACGGAUAUGGUGGCACUCUAUUUCCACUGUGCCUUUUGAAUGUGGCGGUGCAUGUGAUCAUGUACUCCUACUACUAUUUGUCCUCCGUCAACAAGGCUGUGCAGUCGAGUCGGUGGAAGAAGUGCAUCACCAUUGUCCAGCUGGUCCAGUUCGUCCUGGUUCUAUCGAACUUCAUCUACACCCUGAGGCAACCCAACUGCAAGGCCUCUCGACGGGUGAUAUAUUUUGGCAUGUCGGUUGCCACGACUUUCAUCCUGAUGUUCACAAACUUUUACAUUCACGCCUACGUACUGACCGGCAAGAAGAAGCCCGAACUGAAAGUCCAAUAAGUCGGGAAGUCCUUUAAAUAAGAUAGUGUUUCGCGAUACCGAGAAACUAAUAAAUAUGUCUUCGAACAGAG